GGGAGCGGAAGAAGCAUAGGUGAGAACUGAAGAUUGGGACUGCGAAUACUUGCGCUGGAAAGUGGCAACGCAUCAACUACCUCGGUAGACGACCUUCAUGUACUGUUUUCCUGAAUUCGCGCUUUUGCUCGAUCAGGAGAAUCAUCAUUUUUCAAUUAUCUUCGCUCCCUUUGGAAUUAUGGAUGCGUAUGGUAGUCGCUUGUAUUAGCGAAAAAAUGCAGAGAAUGGUUAAGCUAGCUUUCUAACAAAUACGUAUUUGACUAGACUUCCUUUGAUGUACUGCCGAACGAAGGAAAUCUCCCGCUCCAAUUCUUCGCUGACGUUUUGAGGCUCACAGCACAAGAUGGAGAACAUGCAGUAUGCAGAGGAGCUUGUGAGGGAGUUUCUUGUCUUCCGAGGGUUUACAAGUACUUUGCAAGCUUUGGAGUCUGAAUUGUCCACUGACAUUGGCAAAGGAUUUCAAGUGGAUAGGAUUCUAGAGUUAAUUUUCUCAGUAUACGUGCCCAAAUUCCAGGCCGAAAAACUAGUUGGUCUGCUGAAUUUUUUCAAGCAAUGCCUUUCAUCUACUGAGAUGGUUCUUAUUGCCACCUUAUCAAAGUUGGAGGUCUCAAUUUUACGUUACUAUAUUGUCCAUGCUGUACAGUUUGGAAGGAAAGAUAAACUUACAGAAUUUUUUGGGACUUAUGGCAAUGUUUUGCUACAAAGCAGCCCGGACUGGAUGCCAUGGUUCGCUAUUCCAUAUCUAAAGAACCCGAAUUUAGAUCCUCAAUUUUGUGUUUACUUUUCAAGAGAGUGGUUGGAUACCUUACAUCUUUCAUUCAGAAAUUUCUUGAGCGAAAUCUUCAAUGGUACUCGUAUCCCUACCCUAUUAAAGAUCAGUACUGAGAAGAACACAAUCAAGCGUCUAAAGAAAGACAUUAGACAACUCAAUGAUAAGUUGUCACAGCUUCAGGCUCUAUUAGAGGAUAAGGAUGCUCAGCUAUGCCUGCUAAGAAGUAUGGCUCCAUCAGCAACAGAAAGAGGCAUGAUCCAAAAGAAUUUCGCUCCACAUCCGAUAUCUGAGACUCCGGUUAAGGAUGCAAAUGAAGAAGUUAAACUUCCGUCUGGUGGUCUUGAUGAAUGUAAAGAUACUUUUACUACUGACCAUCAAGGAGAAACUGAAGCUGGGGUUCGGGAUUGGGAUGCUACUAGCCCCACUACAUUAUCAUCAAGACUGGCCUUUCCCAAGCAAGAACAUGGUUCGAGUACUACAAAGCUUCCUGUUGGAGAGGGUGGAGCUAAGGAAGGACUUCAAAUAUUCCAAGGUGCCCUUUAUACAGCAAAUGGUGGAGAAGUGCGGAUCGAAGAAGAAUUUCCAGAAGUGAAAGUUGAGUUCCAGGAAACAUUCUUAGGCCACACCAGUCCAAUUAGUAGGUGCCGCUUCUCUGCUACCGGGAACAAUAUUGCAAGUGCUUCUCUGGAUGGCACAGUCAGGAUAUGGACGUAUGACUCUUCGACCUCAACAUCUAGAAAUGCAACUAUAUAUUGUGGGGCAGAGAUUAUGUCGCUGGACUGGGAGUGCAAAUCUGACCGCUUGUUGCUCAUAGGCACAGCUGAUGGGGGCAUUAAAGCGUGGAAUGUUGAUGCAAAAAGGGUUGUUUGUGAUCUCAGUACUACUGAAAAAUAUCCAAGAGUCUUGGAUCUGAAGUGCAGCCCUGUGGAACCAAUUUUUGUCUCUGCAGCAGCAUCCAGAGGGCAUGGCUCAAGUUUUAUUGACCAAAUGGGGUUUGCUUCAUUAACUGUCUGGAACAUGAAGACAUGGAAGGCUACGACAGUCCUCCCUCUCGGUAAUGAUCCACCAGCAAUUACUUCUGUUUGUUUCAAUCACAAUGGGAAGAUUUUGGCAGCUUCUGCAACUGAUGGGAUGAUUCACAUGUUUGACAUGUCAGCCGGCCUACAGAUUACAGGGUGGCCUGCCCAUGACUCUGCAGUAAGCUCUGUUCUUUUUGGGCCUGAUGAGACAAGCAUUUUCAGCUUGGGUUCUGAUGGAAAAAUAUUUGAGUGGAGCUUGCAUAACCAAGGUCGAAUUCUUUGGUCUAGAGAUUGCAAUAGGUUCUUCAACCAUGAGAGUGCAGAAAUUUGCAGGCAUGAAAUGGCAUUAGAUGCGACUGGGAGGAGACUUUUGGUAACUUCCAAUUCAGUUAGAUCGCCGAUAUAUCAGGUUCAAGGUCAUCAUACGAGCGGGUUGAGAACGCUUCCGCACACAGGAGCUAUAACAACAGUUGAUUGGCACCCAACCUUGCCUAUCUACUUGACUGGAUCAGCUGAUCACUCAGUCCGCGUCACAUCCAUUUCUUGAGGUUUUCAGUUUAUUCAUUCAUACCUUUCUUUUAUUUAUUGUUUGUUUUGGUUGGAGGGCUAGGAUUUAACCCAGGUAGUAAGUAUA
Messenger RNA from Telopea speciosissima, 2425 nucleotides. RefSeq names its product WD repeat-containing protein 91 homolog. The record is from RefSeq and is a predicted model, not a curated record. Gene Ontology annotation, molecular function: protein binding. NCBI's taxonomy places the organism in Eukaryota, Viridiplantae, Streptophyta, Magnoliopsida, Proteales, Proteaceae. The transcript is spliced from 16 exons. Bases 344 to 2338 code for a protein of 664 amino acids.